GAGGUCACACGGCAUCUUCCGACAUGGCGGCGGCGGCGCUGCGGGGUGGCUGGUGCCGCUGUCCGCGGAGAUGCCUCGGUGGUGGAGUCCAGUUUCUUACCAGCCACAACCUACCCCAUGGUUCAAUUUAUCAGAUACGCUGGCCAGGUGGAGAGCUGCCACUGUCCAAAUUAUAUUCUUCUGGAAACAGAAAAGGCUUUCUGUCUGGCUUGCUAGAUAAUAUCAAGCAAGAAUUAGCCAAAAACAAAGAAAUGAAAGAAAGCAUAAAAAAAUUCCGAGACGAGGCCAGGAAGCUGGAAGAGUCGGAUGCGCUCCAGGAAGCCAGAAGGAAAUACAAAACCAUCGAAUCGGAAACUGUGCGGACCAGUGAAGUGAUAAAGAAGAAAUUCGGGGAGCUAACCGGGACGGUGAAGGAGAGUCUUGACGAAGUCAGUAAAAGUGACCUCGGCCGGAAAAUCAAGGAAGGCAUGGAAGAAGCCGCCAAGACAGCCAAGCAGUCAGCCGAGUCAAUGUCCAAGGGAGGGGAGAAGCUGGGCAGGACCGCGGCCUUCAAAGCCCUCUCCCAGGGAGUGGAGACCGUGAAGAAGGAAAUUGACGAGAGUGUCCUGGGGCAGACCGGGCCCUACCGCAGACCCGAGAGACUCAGAAAGAGGACGGAGUUUGCUGGAGAGAAAUUCAAGGAAGAGAAAGUGUUUGAGCCUAACGAGGAGGCCCUGGGGGUCGUGCUGCACAAGGACUCCAAGUGGUACCAGCAAUGGAAAGACUUCAAGGAAAACAACGUGGUGUUUAAUCGGUUCUUUGAGAUGAAGAUGAAGUAUGAUGAAAGUGACAACGCGCUCAUCCGGGCAUCCCGGGCCCUGACAGACAAGGUCACUGACUUGCUGGGGGGCCUGUUCUCGAAGACAGAAAUGUCGGAGGUGCUCACGGAGAUCCUCCGGGUAGACCCGGCCUUCGACAAGGACCGGUUUCUGCAGCAGUGCGAGAACGACAUCAUCCCCAACGUUCUGGAGGCCAUGAUUUCUGGGGAGCUCGACAUUCUCAAAGACUGGUGCUAUGAAGCUACCUAUAGCCAGCUGGCCCACCCGAUCCAGCAGGCCAAGGCUGUGGGCCUCCAGUUCCACUCCCGCAUCCUCGACAUUGACAACGUUGACCUGGCCAUGGGUAAGAUGAUGGAGCAGGGGCCGGUGCUGAUCGUCACCUUCCAGGCCCAGCUGGUGAUGGUGGUCAAGAACCCCAAAGGCGAGGUGGUUGAGGGUGAUCCGGACAAGGUGCUGCGCAUGCUGUACGUGUGGGCGCUCUGCCGAGACCAGGAUGAGCUCAACCCCUACGCGGCCUGGCGGCUCCUGGACAUCUCCGCCUCCAGUACAGAGCAGAUCCUUUGAGUGUAGCAGCUGCGACAGGAGCUCCAGGGCUGAAUCACGCGGUGGACGCGCAGGGGCAGCACCUGCAGCAACUCUAGACCUCUGGGGACAAGACUGUUUGCCCUGCCCCGAGCUCUGCCAGGGCAGCUGCAUAACCAGCUGGACAGGGAAGGGCUGGCUGCUGAGGGUCCCUGGCGGCUGGAGACGCUCCCAGUGCUGGCCCUUGCACCAUCCCUUUGCCACUUGGGCUGCUGGUGGGCUAGUGGCUGGUCAGGGACACACAGGCCACACAGUGCCAAGAGGCCCUCGGGCUCAGGGUCUCCCCCCAGGGGCAGGGUAGUGGGGCCUGGGCCUUGCUGCUCAGAGAGGCCCUGGCUAUGCCAAGCCAGGCCAUUUUAGGUCUUUUUUAUUUUAACAGUGCUCUUAUUUCCUGUAUGUAAGCCUGAGAUUUGAAAAUAAUAAAACACCAAAGUGCAGAAGA
Molecule: messenger RNA, 1842 nt
Organism: Cynocephalus volans (Philippine flying lemur)
Lineage: Eukaryota; Metazoa; Chordata; Mammalia; Dermoptera; Cynocephalidae
Gene: TIMM44
Product: translocase of inner mitochondrial membrane 44
Exons: 13
Coding region: 24-1382 (452 amino acids)
Biological process (GO): protein import into mitochondrial matrix
Cellular component (GO): mitochondrial inner membrane
Molecular function (GO): protein-folding chaperone binding
Source: RefSeq, a predicted model, not a curated record